AUGCGCGAGACGAGCUCGGUCUGGCCGCAUCGGGCGCGGGAUGAGCUCGGUCCUGCAGCACCGGGACACGAGACGAGCGGUGGACCGCAGCUGGGAGAGGACCAGCCCAUUGAUGGGAGUAGCGCCCGAGCGCCGAGGAGAUGGGGUGAAGGUCGAGACGGCCCGACUGCAGACAAGCCAACGCCGGAGAAGCGGCCGCUGCUGCGGACAGAUCCGUCGAGCCAUCGUGAAGCCGCCACGACACCAGGAGGUCACCACCGAGACCUCCCCACGCCGCCGCCCACGACAGGAGCAGCGGUCACGCCCGGCCGCUGCCCUACUCGCGUCGCCCGACGACCUCCAAGCACCGGAGCCGCCGGGCACGCACCACCGGAGCCACGCGCCGCCGGUCGGCCCCCAACGCCAGAUCCGGCCGGAUCCGGCAAGAGACCGGCCGCGCGCCACCUCCCGAGACGGGAGCAACGCGGCCGCCCCGCCGCGCGCGGAACGAAGGGAGCCAGAGCGCUGCCACAGCAGGCCACCCCGCCGCCCUGCGAGACCGCCGCCACGCCGCUGGAUCCCGCGGACAACCAGUGCCGCCACUCGAAGGGGCCGCCCCGCGUCGGCGCCUACAAGCGGAGUGGGAAGAGUGGCCCCGCCGCCGCCAUGUGUCCACUGGGCUUUGCCUGGCGGAGCUCGUCGGCGGCGGCGGGGGGGAGGGGAGGGAGGCGGGGCGAGGAGCGCGGCAGCAGGAGAUCCUUCCCGGCGCGCGCGGGCGCGCCGCGGAAGACAUAUGCAGCUGUUUAG
Molecule: messenger RNA, 786 nt
Organism: Aegilops tauschii subsp. strangulata
Lineage: Eukaryota; Viridiplantae; Streptophyta; Magnoliopsida; Poales; Poaceae
Source: RefSeq, a predicted model, not a curated record